This is a messenger RNA of Oldenlandia corymbosa var. corymbosa, 3214 nucleotides long. NCBI's taxonomy places the organism in Eukaryota, Viridiplantae, Streptophyta, Magnoliopsida, Gentianales, Rubiaceae. The record is from the annotation of a GenBank genome assembly.
UCUCAUCAAUCAAGAGGGAAAAUAACUUAUCGCCAAUCUCCUCAGAAACAAUUUUCCUCACUUAAAUUGCAGAAGCAGUAAUGACUUCGGGCGAAACCGACUCAUCAUCUACCAGUAAGUCUAAGUUUGACGCAUUAUUUACUUCUUCGCCAUGCUCACAAUCGAUUCGCCGUCAUCAACAUCAUCAUCGCACGUCCAUGGCGCCGACCUCUUCUUCUUCAUUUUGGGCACAAUUCUUCUGUCGACCUUGCGGAAUGAUGUAAAUUAGUGUAUAAUCAGUCCGCAAUGUGUAGAGAAUUGUAUCCUUCGGGAAAUGGAAUUAGACUUUACUUAGGUUGAGACGAAUUGGGGGAAAUAUAAUUAAUGGGCCUCCCGUGGACCAGAAAUGUGGACGUCUCGUUCAAAGUUGGACGGGCUUCAACCAUUUUCUUUCCUUUCCUUUUUCUGUUGGUAGGAUUCUGAUCACUCUCCUCCGUUUCUUUGCUCGUUGUACAUAUUAAUGAUUAAUCUGCCCUUGCCAAUUCAUAACUGGGGAGUUGACAGUUGAUAUUAACUGAAGGGAAUUCUAAACGUUGUUGCCUUGGGCCAAAAUGAUCAUCUAUGAUAGUAGUACUAAACAACUUUAUUGUCGCUGUCACAAUGUACCAAAGGAAAAACUUCCACAGCUGACAGCACAAUACACUGACACAGAAGCCAAAUUUGAAACUAUUGAGAACCCUGUUAUACCACGAACUGCUAUCUGAGUGAAAUAGUUCAAUAGCAGGUAUUCUCUGUUUCCCGGAGAACGAAACCCCCUUAAGAAUAGAGCCGGGUGCCAGGCCAGACAAUUCCUAAAGGAUGUUUCCUUUCUCUGGCGUUUAUACAUCUGUUUCCGCCAUUGACAAGCAGGCAGAUAAUUAGAAAUGCAGCUUCAAUCAGGCAAUAAAUUCCGGCCAGAACUAAAUACGAACACAACCUCAAUACAACAACAAGCCUUUUUCCCACCUAGUGAGGUUGGCUACGAACAGAACCUCAAUCAGGCGAUAAAUUCUGGCCAAAACUAAAUACGGCCACAACUGAUGUGAAGGUAAAAAGAUUUAAUUGUGACAGAUGAAACAUACUCUGCUUAAAUACAAUGGAAAUCACUGACUCAACUACAACAUAAAGAAUAGUCUUCUUUUCUUCUAUCCAUAAAUCAAGAAUCAAAGCCAGAGUAAAUACCACUCUCCCUCAAAAGCCUCUUCUCUUCUUCUACAUAGUUCUUCCCUCUGCUAGCUUGACCAAGGUCUCUUUUCCUCUUCUCCUUCUGUUGAAAAGAGAGCUCCCUUCUCUCUCUCGACGUCACUACAUUCUCAAGCUGUUCUCCUUCCAGCAAUGCAGCUUUAGUCUUCAAUCUAUCUUCAUACGUUUCUUCAGUCUCCUUUGACCGGUUUUCCUCCCCUUUUGACCAUGACCAGUCCUUCUCUUCAUCUGGUUCCGCUGGAAGGGGCACCUCCAGAACAGACGGCCCGCCUUUAUACCCAUGUUUUGCUAACGCUUUAAAAGCCAAUUCUCUCUUUUUCUUCGCUGCUCACCAAUAAAAUUCAACGUUGAAUCAUAAUAAUAGACAUAAAUUGGAUAACUUGUUUAACAAAAUCUGGGGGAAAAUAUCAGCACCCAAACAUAAUUAUAAGCAGGAAUUGAUUCUAAAUAAAAGAAAAGGAGGUGGAAUUUAACCUUGAGAAGCUUUGGUUUUGGAAGAAUCGUCGCUUUUGAUUGCAGAUUUCUGCUUGCCAUCCUCAUCCUCGCCGUCGACGGUCGAAGAAUUAUCACUAUUUGAACCGGAAUCGUCUUCGUCAUCACUCCACAUGUACGGCGCUGACCUCUUCUUCAUCUGGGAAAUUUUUCGCUAGCCUCUGAAAUGAUACGGAAAAUGUGCGGUCUUUCUGGAACUCGAUUUGAACUUAGGGUUUACGUGGAAUUUGGGGAAAAAAAUUUUGAUUAACGAAUUGCAUCCAGGAAAUAAUUACCGACCCGAACCGUAUUGAUUCUAUGUUUUGCUUGGGCCGAUUUGGACCUGAAAUGUACUUGCCCUAUUUAAGUGGACUGGACGGGCUUCAACCUUUCCCGAGUAUAUCCAAAAGUGACUCAACAAACAGAUUUUUCCCGCCAAAAAGUUUCCAGAUAGAUACCUCAAAUUCGACCCGAGUUCAACAAACAAAACCGAAUAAAUUGAGAGCCAAUUUUGAGAAAUGGCAACAUUAAUAAAGCCAUCGGCGAUGGACGAUUUGUACAACACUCAUGUCAAACUCCUUGCUUCUGACUUGCUGAAACUCACGCCUUCCCCUUCCCGGAACGAUUCCUCCGCCUUCCUCCGGCGAGGCAAACGUCUCUCCCGUGCUGAGACGGUCGGAAUCGUGGUGACGCGAGACCUUAAGCCGGGAAAGUUCGUGAAAUUUUCUGUGGACGAUGGUUUUGGUUGCAUUACUUGUAUCCUAUGGACUAAUCAGCUUACCUCUGCUUACUUCUCCCGCCGCAACCCAUCAGGUGUUCGAUUAAUUGCCGAAGUGGCGAACGAUUUUGCCUCCCGCGUCCAGCUGGGGGUUCUUGUUAGAGUACGUGGUAGGAUCACUGGUUACAGGGGCAAUAUUCAGAUAACCGUGACCGAUGUUGUGGUGGAGAGGGACCCAAAUAUGCAGAUACUGCAUUGGUUAGAUUGUGUGAGGUUGGCACGUAAGUGUUACAAUUGAAGGGAGUGGACCACUCACCACUGGAUGUUUGAUUGAUCAUUCUGUGGGUUUUUGAAUCGACACAUUGCACAAUAGCAACCAGUAGGUGAAGGGUGGUUCUUGCUGGUAAGAAGAUUAAAUGCAAUGAAAAAGACAGGCUUCACUAUUUGAUGGGAACUUAGAUUGAUAAUUUGCGUUGUAAAAUGAGGCGUGGGGAAGACAAUGACAGAUGUUUAUUGAUCUGGGCAAGGUGAUUUAUAAUAGUUUCUUACUGUUAUUAUGAAAAUUAUACGCAACCAAUUUUGUGUUUUUCUUUUCUUUGGGUGGGGUAUUCAGUUGAUCUUUUCGCUUUUGCAAAUCUAUCCUAUAAAUGAACGUUUUCAUUUCAGGAGCACUGGAAUAUUCAAAGUGUUUCGGAUUAGACAACUGCAAUUUAUUACAUAAGGGGUCUCCUAUUAAAUUUGAUGUAGCUUGAUGAUUAGGUUGUCAUUAGCAUAUUUUAAGUAUUUCAUAUGAUUGGCUUUUGG